Messenger RNA from Hyposmocoma kahamanoa, 7629 nucleotides. RefSeq lists its product as uncharacterized. The record is from RefSeq and is a predicted model, not a curated record. Gene Ontology annotation, molecular function: voltage-gated potassium channel activity. The transcript is spliced from 32 exons. Gene Ontology annotation, cellular component: membrane. Gene Ontology annotation, biological process: regulation of membrane potential; potassium ion transmembrane transport. Lineage: Eukaryota; Metazoa; Arthropoda; Insecta; Lepidoptera; Cosmopterigidae. The coding region runs from base 1 to 7629 and encodes 2542 amino acids.
AUGUCCAUGUCAUACUCUCGGGCUAGCCGGCUCGCUAGUUUAAACCACAAGGAAUUCGACUUCCAGUUCUUUGUGUACCAACAAGAGGUGGAGUAUAAAACAUGGCUUGGUGCCAAAAGAGUGAGUCGGUGGAUCCACCGGAUCGCUGACGACACCAGUUGGAACUGCUUCAUGUGCAUGAUCUCGCUGUUCGCCAUCGUGUUUGUGGCCGUUCAAGUUGGUGUUGAAACUGCGCUUCACGAGAUAGUGUUCCACAUUUUUUAUAACGUGAUUUAUUUCGUGAAUUCAGCGUUAUUGUUUUACAUCCAGUUUGCAAAGCUCCAAAAGAGUACUUGGGCCACCAAAUUCGGCUUUGUGCUCGACGUCCUGUCAAAUGUUCAUUACCUUAUGUACUAUCUCUUCACCAUCGGCAUCGUGCCGUUAUGGGUGUGCCGAAAUGCCAAAAUUGCUUGCUACUACCUGCGUUUGUACCGUCCUGUGCGAUACCUCUGGUUUCUGAACGACACCCAUCUUAUCGGUGGUGGUGUGAUCGGAACUACACUCAAGUACGUGUACAUAUUCUGUUUGCUCCGCGUAACUUACGCUAUACUUUGGAUCCAUCUGAUAUGGUAUGAAAUAAAUUUUGAACAACACCUAGAAUUUCAGAGUAAAUUAAGUCAAACGCCUAUGUUCAAAAGGAGCCACGAAGAAUUUAUGAAGAACCCAUUUCUCUGGUGUCUUUACCUAGUGGAUAAAAUGUUUAUUCCUAUUGGCCCCCAGGUAUACCCUUUCAAUGAUCUGGAGCGAGUACUGACCAUGGUAGUGAUGGUGACCGGUAACCUCACAGGAAUAGGCUUCACAAUAGCCAACUUGGCUAUUGUAACCUCAGUGGUCUUCCAGCACGAGGAAUCAUUUCGCGCAAGACUUGCGGUCAUUACGAACGACAUGGUGGAAAUGCGAGUUCCUAAGCAGCUACGAGAGAAGGUCAAGACUUUUUACAGAAUGUUUUGGCACAAGCAGAAAGCCAUUUCCGGCUCGGUACUGAUGCCUACUUUUCCGCCUACUACCUUCAACCACAUUUAUUCGGAAAUCUAUUUUGAGGCUCAGCAAAAGAGUCGUAUACUUCGGGAUUUACCUAAUCAGUUCCUGGAAGAACUCGCUAAAUCGAUGACAACAAUCAAUUACAUCCCCGGAGACUGGAUCAUCAAACGCAAAUCCACUAAGGCUUCCAUUAUUUACAUUGCCUACGGAGAUAUCGAGAUGAUGACAGGAGAGGACGACGUCACACCAAUGUUGCGCUUCUCUCGCGGUACAGUCAUCAACGGUUGCGGCGGAUGUCCCGCGGUGGGAUGUGCGCGGUCGCACGUCGAGAUUCGCGCAGCCACUUUCUGCACGGCGCAUGUACUCAGCGCCUCCAACUUGUGGAAAGUGGCCGUUAAGUUCGGCAAGAGCAGCGAAAUUUUCAUAAUACAUUCCUCUUUUGAAGAACAUUUCGAGAGAGUACGAAGACACUAUGAAGCGAGAUAUCAUCCAACUGUGAAGUACAAAAGUAGUAUCCUGUACAUGAAAAACAACCUAAUGGACUUGAAACACGCUCGCGACGCCGACGGAAAGCUGCUUCUGGAACGCAUUGACGUAUUCCUGGAGAUUGCUGGUUGCUACGUCAUGAGAAAUCGAAAUGACUCUUCUCUGAUGGAUGAGUCGGACCGCAUCUGCCUCCGAUCCACGUUUCCUUGCAUCUUGCAGCCUGUGUCCUCCUUACUCGUGGCGUGGAACGCUUUCGUGGCGUUGCUGACAUUUGUGGUUGCAGUGACGCACCCGUAUAAUCUAGUUCACAAGCGAGAGAUAUCUCGUCAAUUUCGAUUCUUCGAUUAUCUAGUUAGUGGGAUCUUUAUUCUGGAUAUCAUCACGCAUCUCUCCACGGGUGAUAAAAUUGAAGACGGACUGCCGAUCUCGUUCAAGCAGACGUCCAUUCAUCAGAUGAGAACCAUUUGGUUCGGACUGGAUGUGCUCGCUGUUUUGCCUAUAUUCGAAUUUGUCGGGAACAGUUUCUUUACAGGCAUCAAUAAACUGUGCAAAUUGCCCAAGCUUUUCAGGACACUUAAACAAAUGGAAACCGAAGCAGAAUGUCACACCAACGUAUUUCGUUUUCUAUCUUACAUACUGGUAGGCCUGCUCUCGAGCUACCUUAUCGCCUGUCUGCAACAGGGUUUCAUGUGCUUUACGUACGUGUUCCCGCGUUGGACCAUCCGUCCGGACGGGCGAUACAUGCAGUGCUACGAGUGGUUACGCGUCUUGUGCGCCAUUUUAUGCAUCUUCGUGUUUCCCAACUACAUAUACUUCCAGUUUCAAUUUACUUGGCUCCGAUACCUAGCCAUUCUACUCGAUUACAGUGCUUACUUCGACAUUUUCCAGCGCAUGCUGGUGGGAUACUACAAUGAGAAGGGUAUCCUGGUGUACCACCCUGCCAGCACCGCCAUGCACUACUUCAAGGGCGCCUUCACUGCCGAUCUGUUCGCCUCCUUACCGUUAGAAAUCCUCGCAUUGUCUGCUGCAAGAAUGCACCAAUCCAUUACCAGACCUAAAUUCUACUUAGUACCUCCACUGGCGCAGUACUUAAUGUUCAAUCGACUAUUGCAGCUGUAUCGGCUGCCUAACAUGCUCAAAACUCUCUCGGUAUACAUAGAGAGAGAGGAUAUCCUCCUCAUCAUCAAGGGAAUGCCUCUACUCCUGGGGCUGCUCAAUGUGAUGACGUCAUUUCUGUUCUUGGAAUCAAUUGAUAUGUAUGCACCUUACGGUGGAAAUGAAUGGUACUUUGAGGAGAAACCAAUGAACGAAACGUGGAUUACGACCGCUAAAUCCAUAUACUCCAUGUGCCCGGUGCUUUUGGAUUGCGACCUCCCGCUGCUGGGGCUCAUUGGGCGCGCCGUCAACAGCAUCUACUUCCUCGCUAACACGCGCUUUAUCGAGAAGAACGACGUCAUCGAAGAUAUGUACUUCGUUAAUAAGGGUACCGUCGUAGUCAGGGACUCGAACGACGAUAACCUCCAAAUUAUGAAGUUGCCUCGAGGAAGCAUUUUCGGAAACUUAGAACAGAAGAAGAGAGUGAGGUGCAUGAACACAUUCAUGGCCGACAGCAAUGUGCAUUUGCUCAAGAUUAACGCAUUAGUAUUCUACAAAAUCAUCUCAGAAUUUCCUAAAAACAAAACUCUCAUGGAACAAUAUCGUGUAAAUAAUGAGAAUUACAUCAUCGGAGGACAAAUGGACACUAGAGCGAUGCCGAUUUGGAAAGAACGUACGCCCAGCUCAACUAACCUCUAUGAGACGCACGAAGGCACGUUCAAAUACUGCGAUAUGCAACGCUCCAAUAUCAUGCAUAUAUACUUAAUCAUUGUCAGCCUUUUGUCCAUCUACACCGAAACUUACAAUAUCACCUUUCAAGACAACAGAUUGCCACUCGUCGUAAUCCUCUACCUGCUUGACUUCUUAUUCUUUUUAAAGAUGGUUAUAAAUUAUGCUAUGGCCAACGGCGUAUUUGACACUAAAGUCAAAUUGAACCUACUUAACGCGACAAAACGGAACGCCUCGGCGGAUGGUCCGCGUGAGCGGCCCCGGCCUUCUGAGAGUGCCCUGGGUCAACACAAAGGCACCCUCAAACUUGUGAGCAUAGACUUGGAGAUAGGGUCCCCCGACUCCUGUCCCCACGGCUCACUACAGCGAGGGAAGAAGGUGGGCGUACUGCCUCCUUCGUCUCCCCAGCCGCCGUCUUCGGAGCGGGUCGUCCUCUCUGAGCCGUUCCGAGGCCUCCUUGUGCGAAAGUACGCUUUCACAGAAGGAGGCCAUUGCAUUCCAACACCUCUGACUGUCGAGCAUCGCGCUCACGAUGGUCGACAGCGAGAGAUCUCCGCCCACUACCGCGGUCAGGGAGUGCCGCUGGGGGCCCCAUGCCGCACAUUCUGCCACGGUAUGACGCACUGUAUCGACGGAAGCGCCACACUCGUGACAGACAGGGGUCGUCUCCCGACCUGCAACCCGGUGCAGGUAUUCGCCGAAACAUCCAUGUCCGGUGAGAACCUGCACCAAUACUGCAAAGGAGUGUUCAAGUACGACGUCAUUUCCUGUGUGCCCUUUGAGUUGUUCUGUUUUCUCGCACAAAAUAAGUGGAUGGCAUUCUCUUGCUUAAGACUUAACCGGCUAUUCCGAGCGGUGACAAUCAGCGAAUGCAUGAGAAAGCAUCGCACCAAACCAAACAUCAACCUGGUGCUAAGCAUGCUCGUGUCGAUGAUCAUUUGGUUCAUGUUGUACAUACACUGCAUGACUUGCGCCUGGUGCUUCAUCGGAAAACUUGAAGACGAGAGGGCGCCCAACUCAUCGUGGCUACAUUUGAAUACGACUACGGCACCUUGCCAGUGGCCAUAUUUGUGUGCGUUUUACUUUACACUGACCACGUUCACGAUUGACGGCGUGGGUGACAUCUUACCGAAAGUACAAUCAGAGGUCAUCUUCACGUGCUUCCUGCAAAUAGUUUCCGUUUUGCUGUACAUGAUUUAUGUGGGCGGAUUUUCCUACAUUAUACGGUACAAGUCUUUCAGAUUCUUUGAGUUCUGCGCCAAAUACGCGGAGCUCUUGGCUUAUAUGAAAAGUACUCGCGUGUCGAAGAACCUAAUGAAAAUGAUAAACAAGUAUUCCCUGCACCUGUGGCGGGAAUCGCGCGGCGUGCAGAUGCCAUACUUUUUGGAAACGGCGCCGCAACACCUGCAGACGAAGGUCAUGAGCGCCGCUUAUAUGACGCAUCUUACUCAGCAUCCUACGUUCAGAACUUGUGAGCCUGCAUUCAAUCGCCAACUUGUGAGGCAUUUGCGAAUGUACUUUUAUGAUGACGCUAUGUACGUGGUAAAACAGAACGAGAUCACCGAUUCAAUGUAUAUGAUCCAUAGAGGCACCGUGGAAGAGGUAGCUGAAGACCUGGAGGAACAAACACAGCUGCUCAACGACGGUGAUAAUUUCGGCAUUCCGCAGGGAUUAGAGCGCAACACGCCAUUCACGUUCUCCUACCGAGUCAUUGGCAAGGCGCAGAUUCUCACUCUAAGUCUCGAUGAUUGGAAGUAUUUAGUGAAACAUUUCCAAAAAAGCAAAAAUGUAAUAUUCAAGGACAAAGACAUAGAUCAAGACAGAAAACUGGAUCAUGUAGUAAAGAAGGCAACAGUGAAGUCUACACCGGAUAAAUCAAAAACAGAUGAUUUACAAGCAAAAUUGAGCCCCGAUAUCGAUAUUGCAAGAAGUUUGGAUGAUCGCCAAGAACUUACAAACGUAGUGCCAACAGUUUCAUCACCACCUGCAGAGCCUGAAAUAAUAAAGGCUGUAGUCGAAGCUCCACUUACAUUUAAAGACACGAUUAAAGAGCCUGUCAGUGCUCAAAAGCCAUCGGACACUAAUUCAGGUCUUAAUGUGGAAACGACAAAAUUUUUGGAAGAUCACCAAGAAACGGAAGUAUUUCCCGUUGGAACUAUUGCUAUACCGUCAUCUGAAUCAAUAAAUACAGUUACUACAACAAUGCCAACAACGCUUGGUACCACAGCAAAAACCAUGACAAAGCCUAUCACACCUGAAAGGUCAGUUAGUGAAACGAAACCUUUGAUUUCUGCGGAAACUUUAAAAGAUCUUCAAUCAAAUAGCAAAUUAAGAGUUGGAAGGGAAACAGCUAACACUUUUGAAGAACAAGCACAAAUAGAAGAAACUUUAACAGAUAUAACGCCAUUUAAAUAUAAAGUUGAUGCAGAAGUUGAUAUACAAAAAUAUACAGAAGAACCGCCACUCAACCAACUUAAAUCGGAAACGGAUAUAGAAGAUGGAGAAAAUAUACCACUCAAAAAAGAGAAUCUUGGUCAGCUACCUGCUAAAAGUACUGAAAAAAUAUCGUCAACUAGUAGUAGUAUACGUGCUUCCAAAGAAUCUUUAAAAUCAGAAAAAGCUAUGACACUGGAACUCCCGGUGGGUUAUUUUACUAACCCUAAAUCGUCAAAAACAAAUUUGGAGUCAUUUUUUAUUGGUGAAAAUCAGGACGUAAGUCCCGUUGCAAAAGUAGCACGAGAUCUUUUGCCUACGGAAAACCUACAAAAAUCUGAUGACAUAGAAGUACACACGCGCUUCGAAGCAGGUGAGGAUGAAGAUUCUAAGUUUACUGUUAGACGCAAAUCUACACUUACCAUUAACAGAGACGAAAUUGACGUAGAAUUAAAAAUGUUAGAAAGUGACAAUAAAGAGGAAACUGAAAAUGAUAUUCCCAAAUUCUUUGAUCCGGUAACAGAUAAGGGUUCAUCGCAACCAGGUUAUUCUCAUAACAGGAGGAAAACCGAGUUCUUUACCCUAGACCCACAUGAUUUUGCAAGAGUAACAGGAAAUGAAAAAAACAAAGAAUAUCAAGAUUCACCACUCAAAACCGAGAACCUUGAUCAAUUACAUGCUAAAACUGCAGAAAUAUCAUCAGUCGGUAUACGUCCUUUUAAAGAAUCUGUAACUUCCAAUGUCACACCCGAAAAGGAUGAAUCAGUGGAACUUCCGAUAGGUAAUUUAAGUGACCCUAAAAUCAAAACUGAAUCAAUACGUAAUAAUAACCUGUUUUCUUUAAAACCAAAACCCAAGCCGCUUUCUAGUCCUGAAAAGGAAGCCAUGGAUCCUGUUGACGAUAUAACACAUGAUCUUUUGAAUAAAGUUAACCGAGAAAAAUCUAGCGAUACCGAAACACGCUUGAACACGCACUUCAAAUCUGAUUUAUAUGAAGACACCAAGUUUAUUGCUAGACACAAAUCUACUACGUUCGAUGUUAACGGAGAAGAAAUAGAAGAAGAAUUAAAAAUGUCAGAAAAUGAAAAGGACACUGGAUCUGAUAUUACCAAAUCCUUUGAUCCGGUUACAGAUGAGACUUCAUCGCAACCAGGUUAUUCUCACAACAGGAGAAAAUCUGAGUUCUUUGAUUUAACAAGCAAAACAGAAGAUGAAAAAGGCAUCAUCAUAUAUCAAGAUUCAUCGCGCGAAAACGAGAAUGUUGAUCAAUCACAUACUAUAACUAUAUCUGAAAAAUUCAUUAAAGGUCAACCAUCGCAAAGUAGUAUUCCCAAAUCAUUUUCAGCGGCAAAAGAAAGUUCACCGGAAACAAAUACCUCUCAUAAUAGACAGAAGUCAACCUUUUACACCACAGACUCACAUUAUUUAGACACGGGGGUAAAAGAAGACGUAGACGUGUAUUCAGAUAAACCACACAAAGAAGCGACUUUAAAUGUUUUACUGUCACCGACAACACAAAUAUCGCUUGAAAGUUACAAAUACGAGCAUUCUACAACGGAGCUAACUACUCAUCCAACACAGGCCACAACAACCAAAAACCCGUCGGCAAUGCCUGGACCCGACUACAAAACAUUUGAUGCUGGAUAUAAACAUUCACUCUUUCUCUCCUUCAGGGACAAGAUUGAUACUUUUGAAGUAUCGAAUGAUGACGCUGAAGUUCGUUCUGAUGAAGGCGUUACACAUGUAAAUGAAAAGGACAGUGUAGCGUCAAUGAUUGCUUACGCCGACGGUGUUGCGAUGAAGAAAGAAAGGGCCGAACUGUCAAAAAGCAAAAAGUCAGAAGACAGCGACAAAAAGAAAGAUUGA